GAGAACUGAGGUGAAAAAGACAUUGGAUAUCUCAAUAAAACCGCUCAAAGCUGGCUAGAAACGGAAGACCAAAGGAGGAAUCAGAAUACCAGGCUGACCAGUGAAGCUGCCUUCCGCCCAUUCAUGCACCCCAUUCUUCUCUUGCCCAGGCUGACCCCCUUCCUCGCCAUUGCAUCAAAUGCAGGUACAAUGCGUAGCAGUGCACACCACCAACCUAUCUCGCCUCGGCCAAUAUGCCGGAAUGCUAAUACUUACUCACGGGGCCCCAACUUAUCUGAGGUUUUAAUCCACUCCCCGCUUGACUCUCGCGUGCACAUAACCCUGGUUAGUCCUCGUCGCCCAACUUGUGUGCCUCGAACCAGCCGCCGGGCGGCCGUUUCCGAAGCUUCUUUGGCCUGCGCCGGCCGGCAUCCCUGUCCCGGUCUGUGCCAUUCCUGCUUGUCUCACUGUUGACAGGAGUAAAUAAUCGUAAUCUCGAAAAAAGGGCGGCCGAGAAUAGGGGUGAAGAUCUCGGCCGCGGCGGAGAGGAGUCUGGCAAUGUUGUUGUUGGGUAACCAG
Molecule: messenger RNA, 558 nt
Organism: Canariomyces notabilis
Lineage: Eukaryota; Fungi; Ascomycota; Sordariomycetes; Sordariales; Chaetomiaceae
Exons: 1
Coding region: 124-453 (109 amino acids)
Source: RefSeq, a predicted model, not a curated record